Messenger RNA from Penaeus vannamei (Pacific white shrimp), 2338 nucleotides. NCBI's taxonomy places the organism in Eukaryota, Metazoa, Arthropoda, Malacostraca, Decapoda, Penaeidae. The record is from RefSeq and is a predicted model, not a curated record.
UAUCAUAUGACGAGGUGCCAAGUGUCGAACCAAAACAGACGAGAGGACGUGGACUGGGUUCUCAACAUAAGCUCCCUCGUCAUGGACGUGAAUGAGGUGAUCAAGAGAGCCAAGAGAGCUUUUGAUGGAUAUAUAUCGUACCGCAAAGCCGUCUUAGUCGUACUAGUGAUCCUGGUGAUCUUGCUGUACAGCGGCCCAUCACUCUUCCGCCUCGUCACCAACCGCAGGCCAGUUCUGGCAGGUGAGGACUCGGCCAGCCGGAGCCUGUCGCUGCGGCUGGACCGCUUCUGGCAGGCGGUGCAGGACCAUGAUGCACACAUCCUACACGUGCCGCCACUGCCCGAGGAGGAGCCCUUCCUACCAUAUGUGGGGAAUGGGCUGCUGGGUGUGUCACUCGACCAGGAAAGCCCUAUCUACAUCCGUAGCGGCAGGACACUCUCGCUGCCUGUUAAUUACCGCCCCAUCACGCUUGUGUCAGUUGAUGGCAUGAGUGUGAAGGAGGCCAUAGUAACAGAGUAUACGACAGGCACGGUACACCGCCUGCAGUCAUGGGACCAACCUGGCAUUGGGCCCCUUGAUGUCACUUACAAACUGUAUGCCCAUCGCACUAUGCCCUCGCUCCUCCUUCAGGAUAUUAAGAUCACGAACCCUACAGACCAGGAUGCGAUUGUGGACGUGGAGCAGAUGGGCCUCGGGGACUGGCCUUCGGCUGCCACUGAGUCCAUCAAACUCCAGCAUGGGGAGGGGGAGCAUGAGUAUGUGGUCAUCUCAGGCAGUGUGGACGUGCCAGACUCCAAGAGCGUGGUUCCCGUAGCCCUCAUAACCCUGAAAGUGCCCUCCAGCCUACAGAUCAAGUCGAAAAUGUCUGCGACUUUGCAUGUGGUAACUGCCCUCAACUACUCUGACCCAAUUCCCCGCAAGGCAUACGUCUCCUCAGUCAAGAACAGGGCCUCUGAGGCUGCAUUAGCUGUGCUGAAACGCGCAGUGACAGGCAACAUCAAGCGGUUGCGCACAGACCACUCGCUCGUGUGGAAGGACCUCUGGUCGUCGGGUUUCUUCAUCAGCCACUCCAAGGCAGAAAGCGCACUUAAUGGCAACCUCAUCAAUGCCACGCUCUAUCAUGUGCUGUCGCAGGCUAGAGCGCCACUGCAUGAGGUCACAACCACAGACGAGCAGAGGGCGUCCAUCCUGACUGAUAUUGCGUAUGCAGAGGGCUGCUACGGGGGCCACCAGACGCUGGAAGCUGAGCGUCUCUGGUCUUCCCUGGAUACGAUUACCAAUGUAAACAAGGUCGUGGGAUACUGGAUGGUCACCUUGGAGAAGCAGGGCUGCCACCAGCUUGUACGUGCAGGGGCUAAUGGCGUCAUGCAGGCCAUGCUGCUCAGCUUUGGGGGCUUGCGCUUCAAAAACCAGCACCUCGAGUUCACUGCGCAGCCUAAGGAUCUGCACAGAGACUACCAUUUUAGGAGAAUAAGCUAUGGUAAUGCAACACACCUCAACUUGACGGUGGUGGUGCAGGAGGAGGACUACAAGGCAGUGGUUUACGUGGCCGUCGACCGCUCAGACCGCAGCUACUACGCUUGUGAUGCCGGCUGCCUCGACCAGCUUGUGGAACUGCGGCAAGAGAAGCAGAUGUUUCCAGUAAAGCUGACGGAGCCAGUGACUCCCAUCUUGUAUAUCACAUCUGACCGAGCGCACUUGGAGGAACUCAAGCACACCAUCCACGUGAAGGAGAUUGCUUUGGCUCCCCCACAUGAGCAUCACGUGAUUGCCAUGCACAAACACGGCCACAAGUGGGGGGGGUUGCCCACGGUCUUCUGGCUCACCAUUGUGGCUCUCAUUGUCAUCUUCCACCUGUUCCUCAUCAAACUCGUCAUUAAUGAGUACUGUGGUGGUGACGUCAAGGUCAGAUACAGUUAUCGGACUUCUAACUACUAUAGAAAUGUGAAGAUACUGUGAAUACUACAAAAAUAAAAAGCCAAGAAGAAAAAUAGAAAAAACAAAAAUGUAUAAAAAAAAAGGUUUGUAAAGUGUGUAUAAUUCCAGAUGUACACUCCCUUGACGGUUGUAUUUUUUGUACACAAAAGAAGCGCGGUGUAAAUAGAUAUCGUUGAGCGUUUAGGGUAAAUAGAAAGCCAAGUUUUUUUCUUUUUCUUUUUCUUUUUUUUUUUGCAAUUAUAAUGAACAUGUACUUGUAAUUUGUAAUGUUCACAUGCUGCUUUGUUUUAUGAAUUUCACAAACCAAGUGCAAGUUUUGUAUUUUACAAAAAUGCAUGCACAUGCAUUCACGCACAUGCACACGUACAUGUGCACACACACACACACACACACACACACA